Molecule: messenger RNA, 1104 nt
Organism: Hymenoscyphus albidus
Lineage: Eukaryota; Fungi; Ascomycota; Leotiomycetes; Helotiales; Helotiaceae
Source: the annotation of a GenBank genome assembly
AUGGUAAGUGGAGCAAAACUUAUCCAUAGAUGUGUUCCUUUCACCAUUCAGAAAAUCUUAGUGAAGCUACCUCUGUAAGUCCUAAAUGAAAAGACCUUGAACUCACUGUAUGCGUGAUGUUGAAUGGUCGUCCAGCGUACUAGCUAAAUAUAUAGUAGCGGCAACUGGGCUAUAAUGCUUUCAAAAGAACCUAUCAUUUCCUUCGAAAUUUACUGUUGAACUGACAGCAACUUUCUCCACACCACUAGACAUGGACACAACCAGACAAUCAUAGAUAAAUACGCACCACUACAGAAACCACAAACCUCUAUAUCAAUACCACAGCCCAACAUGUCCUUUGAGAUUUCCAGGCCAUCCGAGCCAUCCAAAUCACCUAGAAGGAUUGUGCCACAUAAACCACUAGCAGAAACGCAUAUUUUUGACGAUGACGGAGACGUGACUCUGAUAUUCAAAAAGAAGAAGGAUAAGUAGAAGACGAGGAAUGAUAGGUUAGUAUUUUCACCACGUGUUUCUGUCUCCAGACUAACAGAUCUCCAGCCAUGUUGAGAAAGAAGACACAAAUGAUGACCAGUAAGAGGCUUCCAUAAAUAGCUCUUUGGGUGUACUUUGCUCAUUACUUCUAGAUCUCAGAAUUCCGAUAGUUCCCCUGAUUCCGAUUAUGAGUAUAUGUCUUCAGAGUAAGUAAAUCAACUGUAUUGGACACCUCGUGUUCUGACAAGUCUCAGGGAAUCUGGAGAUGAGAGCGAAAGUGGCGAAGAGAAUGAUAAUCACGAACGAGAAUCCCCUCCCUCAAAAGACCCCCGCGAAGCCCCACCUAGGGUAGAGUUUGUAGGGAUUCAGAUGAUCGUUUCCUUAAAGCACCUAAGACUUGCGUCUCCUGUUUUCAAAGCAAGGUUGAAGCCGGGAUUUCGAGAGGGUGACGCGCUUCGUAACAACGGAUACACUGAGAUAUACUUCCCAGAUGACGAUCCGGGAGCAUUCUACAUAGUGAUGGCAAUAUUGCAUGCCUACGCCGGCGACAUUCCCUGGGAUUUGGAGAUCCAAGAGCUAUUUGAAUUGGCAAUUGUGGUCGACAAAUACAAGCUUCUUGAAGCUGUCGCAUGA